This is a messenger RNA of Paraphaeosphaeria sporulosa, 1041 nucleotides long. Its product is annotated as SET domain-containing protein. The coding region runs from base 1 to 1041 and encodes 346 amino acids. The transcript has a single exon. NCBI's taxonomy places the organism in Eukaryota, Fungi, Ascomycota, Dothideomycetes, Pleosporales, Didymosphaeriaceae. The record is from RefSeq and is a predicted model, not a curated record. Gene Ontology annotation, cellular component: nucleus. Gene Ontology annotation, molecular function: zinc ion binding; protein binding; histone methyltransferase activity.
AUGCUACGCGUCGCGAGGAUGUCUAAGAUUGAGACCGCGAAUAUACUCAUCCGCGCAGAGUAUAUACGGCGGUUGUCCAAGGUUGCUGGCAAGAAGAUCCACCUGGUCAACGUCCACGAUUACACCACGCCUUCACUUCGUUUCCAAUACAUCCCUGAGUACGUCCUACGUGAAGGGGUCUUUAGAGCAGACUCAGCUACUCAAGAAGGUUGCCAACAGUGCUCACCGCACAUGGGGCGGAAUAUAGGUUGUGAAUACACGAAGAAGUGUGGCUGCCUCGAGUACGCGGCUGUAGAUGUGAACCGCAUAACAACAGCGGAGAUGAAGCAGAAAUAUGAAAACGCCCUCGCAACUGGCGGAUCCACACUCGGCUUCCCGAAAAAAUUUCCCUACUUCACAGACGGCACAAAGCGACAGCGAACCGGCACCCUAGUGCCCUUCUACCUCGACUCUCGCCACCCAAUCUACGAAUGCAACGACAACUGCCGGUGCGGGCCUUACUGCCGCAACAAAAACGUGCAAUUCGGGCGACAAGUCGAGCUCGAGAUCUUCAAGACAGGCAGCGGCCGCGGCUGGGGUCUGCGCUGCAAAGAAGACCUCUUCGUGGGCCAGUUCAUAGACACGUACCGCGGCGAAGUCAUCACCGACGCCGAAGCCACACGCCGCGAGCAAGCCGGCGGGCAGCUCAAAGCCUCGUACCUGUACAGCCUAGACAAGCACCAGGAGUCCGAGGGCCUGGCCCAGGAAGAAAUCUACGUCGUCGAUGGCGAAUUCAUGGGCGGCCCGUCAAAGUUCAUGAACCACAGCUGCGCGCCGAAUUGCAGGCAAUACACCGUCUCCUACAAUAAGCACGACAACCGCAUCUACGACCUCGCGUUCUUCGCGAUCCGCGAUGUCCCUGCGGGGGAGGAGCUGACGUUUGAUUAUCUGGACAAAGAGGAGGGUGAGGGUGAGGGGGAGGGGGAGGAGGAGGAGCCGCCAGAUGGCGCGGUGCCGUGUCUGUGCGGCGCGGAGAAAUGUCGUAGGUGGUUGUGGCAGUAG